AGAAAACCGCUAAGAAGUCUAUCUACAGAAUCGCAGUUGGGAAGUAACGGGUUACAUUAUAGGAUUGAUCCCGUCAUUGCACACAAUGCAUGAUGUGUACGGUAAACAACUUCUUGAUUCCCUCCAACUUAAAUCGCUGUAAGGAUAAUGGCGGUCAACGACAUAUUGUACAGCAACUCUAUCAUCUGGAUUAUUGUCAUUCCCGCCAUCGCUUUUGAAAAUAUCGUCUGCCUUCUUGCCAUAUCAACUCGUAAGCGUUGGAAGAGCCCGGAUGUCCUGCUGUUCUCGCUCAUUUUGGCGCACUUUUUCACGCUGGUAUUGCCUUUAUUGCUCUAUGCGGCCGUUAUUAUUGGCCAGGAACCAUGGGAGGAGAGCGCCUGUAAAUUCCUCGUGUGGUGCGUGAUAAGUUUUAAAAUUGUAAACUCUUUGCAGAUUUGUUUUCUUUCUAUGGAUCGUGUGUGGACCUUGAAGUGGCCGAGCUCUUACCGGAUCCACAAUACAGCUAAACAGAGCAUGAGGACGGUUUCGUUUAUAUGGCUAUUCGGACUUUCAAUUGGGACCAUACCUUUGUUAGUUUGGCCAGUCGAUGAUUCCAAGAUAACUUUAGGAUGUAGCGUCAUCCCAAACAUUGGAGGCUACGUUUACUCGGUGUGUAUCGUUGUGAUUAUCUUAGGGAGCUUCGCUGUAGGAACGGCUUCAGUCACGUCUAUCAUCGUCGAUUUGUUCUUCAGGCAGAUGCCGCUAGAGGGCGCACAGGGGCCGGAAUUCAAACAGUCAAUUCCGGAGAUCGUCAUAGAGAGUGAAACGGGUGAAAGGACGUCAGCCGUGCAGGGGUCACGUGAGACACAGAAUCGGCAAAUUUGCAUAUUGGUAUCAAUCAUGGUGACAGUGGAGUUUUUUGUAAACGGCAUUCCAUUUGUGGUAAUCAGCAUGGUUGCAUUGACGAGGGAUGAGCCCCAGAAGGAUUGGAUGCCAGCCAGCAUCAUGUGGUGUGCCAUAAGUGUCACUCUUCUCAACCCAAUCCUGCUAUGUCUCAUAUGUCAACGAUACCGGAAGAGCUAUACUAAGCUUGGGAUGUGCCUAGCCGAGGCGUGUGGAUGCUCAGACAGCAGCGUGACAGACACUACAGUCGGAGGUAUUCAGCGGCAGGAUACCAUUGACUCUUUGGAUAACUUCUCAGAUGAUGGGGUUGACUAUGGGAACCAUUACCCCAACUUCAGCGACCUCUCAUUCUCAAUUGACAUGGACGAUGAACAUGCCUUGGAGUACGGCAUUACGUCAUCAAUGGACCGUGAUAUGCGAAGCUUCGACCGGGAUCAAGAAUCAUUAGAUUUUGAUAACGAGGCUUAUAUUCUCGAGGAAGAUGGCGGAAAGAGUAAGAGCAAAUCCAUGUCCUCGAAAGAGAGGCGAGCUCAGUGGCUCGCUCAUAAGGGACCAAGAAGGAAUCAAUCACAGGGAAGUGUGGAUAACAUGUCAUCUAGGGAUAGUUUCAGCGAUCAGUUCCUGUCUGUUGACAGAGCGGAUAGCCUCCGGAACCAUCACCGAAAACUGCAACGGAAUGCACGACCACGUGAUCAUGUUUCCGGAAGGAAAGGCAAGCCGAGUGACGACCCGAACGAGCAGACCGUUCAUACGGUCAUGGUUGAUAUUGAAAACGGUGGGUUAAAAAGUUCCGGGUACAAAACAGACUCCGAUAAAACUGAACGGAGCAAACCUAAGCAUGGAUUAAGUGGCAAUGAGGAGCAGGACCAUCACAUCCGGAACGGCACCCUUGUCACUUCUCAGAGCUGUGACGCAACUAUGUCGUCACACGAUCAACGUACGAAGAAAAAACGGAGGAGUUCGGUUCCCUUAGAAAAGGAAGGCAGCGCGUACAGUGUGCAGAUAUCACCGGUCAAAGGUCAAAGCACUACGGAGGGUCAAGGUGCGAAGUCAAGUCGGUUUGAUUUACGGGAUAUGUCUGGUAAGCAAGGAUCUGGAGACUUGUACGAUAUUCCGGAAGAGGAUUCUGAGGAAAUACAUGACGCCGGCUCAACGCACACACCAAUCCAUAAGUAUCUUUACAACAGUAUUAUGAGUGACCAAAACGAGGAAGAGUUCAUUCCGGACAAGCCUUUUGCACAAAACUACGCUUCGCCAAGUAUUACAACGAAACAAGGAAAGAAACAAAAGAGAAAAUCAAAAGACAAGAAACGAUCUAAGAGGAGCCCUGUGAAACACUUAGACAGCGAUGCAGACGGAAGCGCCCUCUCGCAGGAAGAUCAGUGGCUUAAAAAUGAGAUUCUCAAGGAGGAAUCUUCUGGGUUUUCUGCGUUUAACAGUAUUAUGAGUGAUACUGAUACGGAAGACGGUGCCAUGUCAGAACACAGUGAGUAUAUAACAUCAAGGGAAAGUAGCAUAGUGUCGAAAAUAGACGCUUUUCCAUCCAUUGAUGCAUCAAUUGAGUAUGACAUGGACAUGAUCGUCAUCGAACAAGUCAAUGCUCGACCGGCGCCCCAAGCGUCAUUAGAUGGAAAGGAUUGUCCUGAAAUGCCAGACUCUGUUCCUGAUCCUAAAACGCCAGUUGUUGAAUCACCUGAUGAGCUCCCGAAGGCUCUCGAGCCACACGAAAAUGGCGUCGAGAUUAAAGUCUCACAAGAUCCACAGCACAACGAGUCUGUUCAAAUAGGCGACAAGAGUGAUCUAUCAGAAACACGAGACUUCGUGUGUGAUUUCGCGUGUAGCGAUGACUCAGACGCCAAAUCGCGAGAAAACUCACGAGAUCAGACUGAUGACAACAGCAGUAUGGAGAUGACAGACAUGGCAAAGGUAAAAGAAGCCCUAUCGAACAAAGUCAACGGUGGGGGCGACAGUUGGGUGAGCCAGGCACGGCGACCUCGGGCUAACUCGGCCGGGGCGGGCAGGACAUCGGCGAAAGACAUGCGGGAAAGAUACAAAAGAUCACGGUCGGAGAGGAUCAUGAUGGAGCCCGUCGCCUCGGACUCGUCCCAAGAAGUUUUAUAUUUAUGAUCUAUAUUAAUAUGAGUAAGGGACUUUUCGAAAACACGGCUUCGGCUUUGGAUUCGGCUUCAGGCUCCGUACGAAGCCCUGAGCCCAUACGCAAAGCACGCGCAAUAUUGUCAAAAAAACGCGGGCCAAGCUAGACCUGGGCCAAAUCUGGAGCCGAAGCCGUGGAUUCGAAAAGGGCCUGUGUCUGCUUCGUUUCUAUUCAAGUAAUACUGUCCAAUCCAUGCGAAUCUCUCUGGGUGCUAGUCAGUGAACUUACCAUGUUAAACAGGUUAUAAUCUCAAAACUGUGUGUAUGAAUAAUUAUAUCAAAUCCUACUUUAUAAUUAUCUCACCUUUACGCAUUGAAAAGCACUAAGCACGACUAAAGAAAUCACGUUUUUGUUUACAGACGUAGACUAUGAACUUCAUUCAUUCAUCAUAUUAUCAUCAAGCUGACUAUUAUUGUAUAUUAUUAAUUAAUAUAUCACGAUAGCCUGAAAUACCAGUUAUUGGUUGUGUGUGAAUUGCCAUUCUAACGUAAAACGCCAUGCCAUAAGCCUGCUACAUUUUUAAACAAAAUAGUUAAAUAUAUAAUAUAUAAAUAUAUAACAGUCGUUUAUAACUGCAUUGAAUGAACAAUUUAUGAUACCUGCAUAUUUGACAUUUCAAAUGAUAAUCGCACAAUAAAAUGUAGAUGAAGGUCACUUCAAUAGUGUGCGAUGUUUGUGACAAAUUAUUGACGUCCCACAAAAGAUGCAAUCUAAAUUCAGUACUCUCAGAUAACGUAAAAAACACGUUAUCAUCGGGCUGUGUUUAAGGAUUUUGUACAAACACUAUCUCGUGUAAUCUUUUGACGUUGAACGUUGAAGCAGUUAAAGGUGCACCACUAUUUGACUUUCAAAAUAAUUCUAUUCAUAUUUUCUUUUCCAAUAACAUUCCUUACUAACAAGCUGACAUAAGGUGUACUGUGCAAGCGCUUAUCAAAUAAUAACAAAACGUUAGUUUACCUUGAUUGGGACGCUGAUGGAACGCUAUUCAAGUUAAGUUUGUCAUUCUGCAUGUGAGCUUUGAAUUUGUUAUCUUUCAUAAUCGUCUAAUCGUUGAAGUAUUGAACUAUUUUGUAACUUGUCCUUCUAGUGAGUCACUAAGUGCAUAUUUUGAAAUAAGACACUGAUCGACCUAAAUGUAAUAUUCAUGAGAGGGGAGCAAUUAUAGUUUGAUAAUUACCUCAAGGUCUGUCAAUACACGGGUAUCUCAGAGGGUUCGUACAUUGGUGUCUCCUUCAGCUACUGAUAUUUGAUAUCGCCAUACAAUAACUCCCUGAAGAUCUGCACGUACAUAUUCGAAGGACACGUUUCUGAUGUGGGCGAGUUAGUCUAUGAAAAGCAUUUGAAACUGUAAAGACGAAUAUAAUGAUCCACAAAAAUGAGCUUCUAAAUUGCAUGGUUUUCAUUUUACGCCUUGAACUGACACUGCACGCCAUCACAAAAUAAUGUUUUACUCCACAAAAUGGCUGACCGUGCCACUGAGCAAAGUAAAAGCAUAACCACGCAUUUUUUGGCAUAUUAUGUUUAUUGUUAUUGUGAAUAGCACAUUGUUCUAACCGUUUGGUUGUCAACGAAGAAAUUCGAAAGGGUUGGUACAAUAGAUGAAUAUAACCAAUUCUAUUUUCAGGACGAAGUAUUUACAUGAUACAAAUGUUGAUUUGCACUUUAAGUGUGAGCCCAACAUUUAUUCAACAUUGACCACUGGGCAAGAUCAUUUUAGCCAUGUGAACUUUUGUUUUCGGAGAUAUAAACAAGAUUAAAAACAGGUACUUGUUGUUGUGAUACUACAUUUAUGGUUGUUUUUUUAUUACAUUUAUGGUUGAUAUUACAUUUAUGGUUUUUAUUACAUUUAUGGGUGAUACAGUUGUCACUUUAUUUAUUACAAGCUUGAACUUUGUAGAGAGUAUUGUUAACCCACAUGUACCUUUUCUAGAAAACCACAAUAUUGAUAAAAAAAAAAAUGCGAUAUUUUGUAUUCCUUUUGUUCUUUCUUCAAUUUUAAUUAAUUGACUCAAACUUUGCAGGGUAUGUCGAGACGUCUAGGAACCAAUCAAGCCAUAGAGUGUUUCUAUUCAUGUGGCAGUAAAUGUAACUAUAGUCUGUGACUAUCAUCAAUGUAAAAGCUCAGCACAUGGUACACCGCACCUUCUUAUUUGUUUUUCAA
Asterias rubens (European starfish) is the source of this 5198-nucleotide messenger RNA. RefSeq lists its product as uncharacterized. The coding region runs from base 148 to 3009 and encodes 953 amino acids. The transcript is spliced from 4 exons. Gene Ontology annotation, biological process: G protein-coupled receptor signaling pathway. Gene Ontology annotation, cellular component: membrane. Gene Ontology annotation, molecular function: G protein-coupled receptor activity. NCBI's taxonomy places the organism in Eukaryota, Metazoa, Echinodermata, Asteroidea, Forcipulatida, Asteriidae. The record is from RefSeq and is a predicted model, not a curated record.